Capsicum annuum is the source of this 1225-nucleotide messenger RNA. Its product is annotated as cell division control protein 48 homolog C-like. The transcript has 3 exons. Gene Ontology annotation, cellular component: nucleus. Bases 572 to 1003 code for a protein of 143 amino acids. NCBI's taxonomy places the organism in Eukaryota, Viridiplantae, Streptophyta, Magnoliopsida, Solanales, Solanaceae. Gene Ontology annotation, molecular function: ATP hydrolysis activity; ATP binding; RNA binding. The record is from RefSeq and is a predicted model, not a curated record. Gene Ontology annotation, biological process: ribosome biogenesis.
AUGAGAAGGGUGCAGGAUUCGUGUGGCAUUCGGUCAACCCACAUUGGAUACUUUGACUAGAGUCCAUUGACAAAUUUUGGGGAAAAUUGAGAUUUUGAUUUCUACAAGUAAAAGAUAAAACAAAUUUAAAAGAUGGCAUACCUUCAAUCCUUUUCAGCUUUUCCUCUUGGUCAAUAUUUGCUAUUUAUAAAUGUUUUCUUUCUCAAUGAAAAGAGGGAUAAUUUCAAAAUCUGUCUGUCACAUCCCAAAAUAACCCCUAGGUGUGACAGGCUCCCGACAAUACUGCUUGCCGAGAGAACCAAUUUUCUAUCCAUUCACCAUAUCUAGUCUAAUCUACCUACGCUGAGAUAAAAACAUACACAACACUAUGUGCAUGAAAUGAUCAUUAACGCAAGAUAAUUAUCCAACAAGAUACUGCAUAGCGAUUUAUGAAAACGACAAUAGUUUAGAUAACAAAUCUCUAACCCAAGUCCCACACUGAGUUCAUGGAGCAUCUAAACAGAAUUACAUGAAUUCAACUAUUGGCCAUGCAAACCCAACGAAAGGAGAUAUAAGCUAAAAAUAAUGAAAGAUGAAUGACAGCCUUCACGAACAAUGCGAAGGUUCACCUCAGCGACAGAAUCCACACGAAAAGACAGUCAGCCACGAACCUUUCUCUUUGCAACCAUAUUUGCAGGAAGCAGCUAAAUUGGUUCAAUCCUCAUUUAGAGGAGAAGGUUUCUCUGCUAUCCCAAAUGUAAAGUGGGAAGAUGUUGGAGGCCUUCAUUCAUUAAGAUAUGACUUUGAUCGUUACAUUGUCAGGCGUAUAAAGAAUCCUAAAGAUUACAUGGGUUUUGGAGUGGAUUUGGAAAUAGGAUUCUUGCUUUAUGGUCCUCCAGGAUGUGGUAAAACAUUAAUUGCCAAGGCUGUUGCUGAUGAAGAUGGAGCACAUUUUACACACAUUAAGGUUCCUGCAAAUUUUUAUUCUCCUAAUAUUGCCUUUCCUAAUGUUUUGCACGACUGAGGCAUGACAUGUUUUCUCAUUUACUAAUCUCCAUCCAGGGACCUGAAAUUUUGAACAAGUAUGUUGGUGAAAGUGAGUUAGCUAAUAGGACAUUAUUUACCCGUGCCAGGACAUGUGCUCUGUGCAUUCUAUUCUUCGAUGACGUGCUUGUCACUCUUUCCAACCUAAACACACUUAGUUCUAUCUAAUAGCCCUCCUCUUUUCAUAUUAUGAGUCCAUCCA